Messenger RNA from Ahaetulla prasina, 19485 nucleotides. RefSeq names its product calcium voltage-gated channel subunit alpha1 C (gene CACNA1C). Lineage: Eukaryota; Metazoa; Chordata; Lepidosauria; Squamata; Colubridae. The coding region runs from base 789 to 7178 and encodes 2129 amino acids. The record is from RefSeq and is a predicted model, not a curated record. Gene Ontology annotation, cellular component: membrane; voltage-gated calcium channel complex. Gene Ontology annotation, biological process: calcium ion import across plasma membrane. The transcript is spliced from 46 exons. Gene Ontology annotation, molecular function: high voltage-gated calcium channel activity.
GAGGCGCGAUCGCUCUGCCGAGGGACUGAGGGGCUGGGACUAGCCGUCUCCUCUCUGCAGAAAAAGCUCCCUGCCAGCAGAGCGCACGGCGUUGGCUCGGAAGAGGAGAAGCAGCUGCUCGCCACCGCCUUUCCAGCCUCGCUGCUUCCCGGUCCUUUUCCCCACGCCUGCCUGCCUGCUCGCUCGCUCGCUCUCUCGCUCGUCUUUCCUAGUUCCUGGAUCUUUGACUUGGGCGAGAGAGACAUUUGCAUCCUCCGGACCUUUUUUUUUUCUUCCUCCCCACCCUUCUCGGGGGGAUGCUCCUUCGCCCCUCUUUUCCACUCCCUUUGGCGGCGGUGUUGCUUUUCUGCCCCCGGAGCUUUCCGCUUUGCAAAGCCAAGAACCAGGGGGAGAAAGAAGCGAGCGGGAGACCGGGAAGAGCCCAGCGCUUCUUCGAGUCGGUCGCCUCCGCCGCCUCUGCCGCUGCCGCCGGUGCGCUGAAUUUCUUGGGCGGGAGCCCGGAUGUUUUCUGAGGAUGCUUUGCAAUUGUACUAAAGGAGGCAAUACUGGAGCGAAUCAGGGUUUGUUGGGCUUUGAUGCAAUCAUGGGAAUCAGGUAAUAACCGAGCGGGGGAAUUUAAUCGCCGCAGCAGCUCCGGUUUCUUCUUUGAACUGCUUCCCCCCACUCACCCACCCACCCGCCGCCAGCGAUCUCGGCUGUUUGGGAUUUGGAGGAAUUAAAAACCAGAACUCCGACUUGGGUGAUUAUUAUUAUUGUUGCUACUGGUCCCCUCGUUCCUCUACUUUUAAAUGGUCAAUGAAAACAAGAGGAUGUACAUUCCAGAAGAAAACCACCAAGGUUCCAACUAUGUGAGUCCCCGUCCGGCUCAUGCCAACAUGAAUGCCAAUGCAGCAACAGGGCUGGCACCUGAGCAUAUCCCUACUCCGGGUGCAGCUCUCUCCUGGCAGGCUGCUAUCGAUGCUGCCAGGCAGGCGAAGUUGAUGGGUGCUGCUGGCAACGCAACCAUAUCCACCGCUAGCUCCACACAGAGGAAACGGCAACAGUAUGGGAAACAGAAAAAACAGGGUACCACGACCGCUACACGUCCUCCCCGGGCACUGCUGUGUUUAACAUUGAAAAAUCCCAUCCGGAGGGCAUGUAUCAGUAUUGUUGAAUGGAAAUAUCCUUUUUUGGUACCAUUUGAAAUUAUUAUUUUACUGACUAUUUUUGCCAAUUGUGUGGCCUUAGCUAUCUAUAUCCCCUUUCCAGAAGACGAUUCCAAUGCCACCAAUUCCAAUCUGGAACGAGUGGAAUAUCUCUUUCUCAUAAUUUUUACAGUGGAAGCAUUUUUAAAAGUAAUAGCAUAUGGACUUCUCUUUCAUCCUAAUGCUUACCUCCGGAAUGGCUGGAAUUUACUAGAUUUUAUAAUUGUGGUAGUAGGGCUUUUUAGUGCAAUUUUAGAACAAGCAACCAAAGCAGAUGGGGUAAAUUCACUGGGAGGUAAAGGUGCUGGAUUUGAUGUUAAAGCACUUAGAGCUUUCCGCGUACUGCGCCCUUUACGGCUGGUAUCUGGAGUUCCUAGCCUUCAGGUGGUGUUAAAUUCCAUUAUCAAGGCCAUGGUCCCAUUGCUGCACAUUGCCCUGCUGGUGCUGUUUGUCAUAAUUAUCUAUGCCAUCAUUGGGUUGGAGCUCUUCAUGGGAAAGAUGCACAAAACAUGCUACUUAACAGGGAUUGCCACAGAUACACCUGCAGAAGAAGAACCUGCUCCCUGUGCUCCAGUAUCUCAACAUGGACGGCAGUGUCAGAAUGGCUCUGAGUGUAGGGCCAUAUGGGAGGGACCCAAGCAUGGCAUUACCAACUUUGACAACUUUGCCUUUGCCAUGUUAACAGUGUUUCAGUGCAUCACCAUGGAGGGCUGGACAGAUGUACUCUACUGGGUCAAUGAUGCCAUAGGAAGGGAGUGGCCCUGGAUCUAUUUUGUUACACUAAUCAUCAUAGGCUCAUUUUUUGUACUUAACUUGGUUCUCGGUGUACUUAGCGGGGAGUUUUCUAAAGAGAGAGAAAAAGCAAAAGCUCGAGGUGACUUUCAGAAACUAAGAGAGAAACAACAACUGGAGGAAGACCUAAAGGGAUAUCUAGAUUGGAUAACUCAGGCAGAAGAUAUAGAUCCAGAAAAUGAGGAUGAAGGCAUGGAUGAGGAAAAGCCCCGAAACAUGAGCAUGCCCACCAGUGAGACGGAAUCUGUGAACACCGACAAUGUGGCUGGAGGCGAUAUUGAAGGAGAAAACUGCGGCGCACGAUUGGCGCACCGGAUUUCUAAAUCUAAGUUUAGCCGCUACUGGCGUAGAUGGAAUCGAUUCUGUAGACGAAAAUGUCGAGCUGCUGUCAAAUCCAAUGUGUUCUACUGGCUUGUGAUCUUCCUGGUGUUUCUCAACACACUUGCCAUUGCCUCUGAGCAUUACAAUCAACCAGACUGGCUCACUGAAGUCCAAGACACUGCGAAUAAGGUAUUGCUGGCUUUGUUCACGGCUGAGAUGCUGCUGAAGAUGUACAGCCUGGGUCUUCAGGCUUAUUUUGUGUCUCUCUUCAACCGCUUUGAUUGUUUCAUCGUGUGUGGCGGAAUCCUGGAAACUAUCUUAGUGGAAACAAAAAUCAUGUCCCCACUUGGCAUCUCCGUGCUGAGAUGUGUACGACUUCUGAGGAUCUUUAAAAUCACAAGGUACUGGAAUUCCUUGAGUAAUUUGGUGGCUUCCUUGCUCAACUCAGUGCGCUCCAUUGCCUCCCUGCUGCUGCUCCUCUUCCUCUUCAUCAUCAUCUUCUCCCUCCUAGGGAUGCAGCUCUUUGGGGGCAAGUUUAACUUUGAUGAGAUGCAGACCAGGAGAAGCACCUUUGACAACUUUCCACAGUCAUUGCUCACUGUGUUUCAGAUCCUGACUGGGGAGGACUGGAAUUCGGUGAUGUAUGAUGGAAUCAUGGCUUAUGGCGGCCCCUCUUUUCCAGGCAUGUUGGUCUGUAUUUACUUCAUCAUCCUCUUCAUCUGUGGAAACUAUAUCCUGCUGAAUGUCUUCUUGGCCAUUGCUGUGGACAAUCUUGCUGAUGCCGAAAGCUUGACAUCUGCUCAAAAGGAGGAGGAAGAAGAAAAAGAAAGGAAAAAACUAGCAAGGACUGCCAGUCCUGAGAAGAAACGGGAGCCCGAAAAGCCAGCUAUGGAGGCAGAGACAAAGGAGGAAAAAAUUGAGCUGAAAUCAAUUACAGCUGAUGGAGAAUCUCCAUCUUCUAAUAAGAGCAACACAGAUGAAUAUCAGCCAAAUGAAAAUGAAGAGAAAAAUCCCUAUCCUACUGCAGAGACACCAGGAGAAGAUGAUGAAGAAGAACAACCGGAGAUGCCCGUUGGACCUCGUCCUCGCCCUAUGUCUGAACUGCAUCUUAAGGAGAAAGCGGUGCCAAUGCCGGAAGCCAGCGCUUUUUUCGUUUUCAGUCCCAACAACAAAUUUCGAGUCCACUGCCAUCGCAUUGUUAAUAACAAUAUUUUCACCAACCUGAUCCUUUUUUUCAUCUUGCUCAGCAGCAUCUCUCUGGCAGCUGAGGAUCCAGUUCGGCAUUACUCAGUUAGAAAUCAAGUUCUUUUUUAUUUUGAUAUAUUUUUUACUGUCAUUUUCACCAUUGAAAUUGCCCUGAAGAUGACUGCUUAUGGGGCUUUCCUUCACAAAGGCUCCUUCUGCAGGAACUACUUCAACAUCCUGGACCUUCUGGUGGUUAGCGUUUCUCUCAUCUCCUUCGGGAUCCAGUCCAGCGCAAUCAAUGUGGUGAAGAUAUUACGUGUUUUGAGAGUCCUCAGACCAUUGCGGGCAAUCAACAGAGCGAAGGGUUUAAAGCACGUGGUUCAAUGCGUAUUUGUAGCCAUACGAACCAUAGGGAAUAUUGUGAUCGUGACCACCUUGUUGCAGUUCAUGUUUGCCUGCAUUGGCGUUCAGUUGUUCAAGGGCAAACUGUACAGCUGCACUGAUAGUUCCAAGCAAACAGAAGCAGAAUGCAAGGGCAAUUUUAUCACUUACAAGGAUGGAGAAGUGUCUCAACCAAUGAUCCAGCCCCGAAGCUGGGAGAAUAGCAAAUUUGAUUUUGACAAUGUCCUAACAGCUAUGAUGGCCCUUUUCACUGUUUCAACCUUUGAAGGCUGGCCAGAACUGCUGUAUCGAUCUAUUGAUUCCCAUAUGGAAGAUGUGGGGCCUAUCUAUAACCACAGGGUGGAGAUCUCAAUUUUCUUCAUUAUUUAUAUCAUCAUCAUUGCUUUCUUCAUGAUGAACAUCUUUGUUGGUUUCGUGAUCGUCACAUUUCAAGAGCAAGGAGAACAGGAAUAUAAGAACUGUGAGCUUGACAAGAACCAGCGUCAAUGUGUAGAAUAUGCCCUGAAAGCCCGGCCCCUACGAAGAUAUAUCCCCAAAAACCAAUACCAAUAUAAAGUAUGGUAUGUGGUGAACUCCACCUAUUUUGAAUACCUGAUGUUCGUCCUCAUCUUGCUGAACACUAUUUGCCUGGCCAUGCAGCACUAUGGUCAAAGUAUCCUCUUCAAACAAGCAAUGAACAUCCUCAACAUGCUGUUCACUGGCCUUUUCACCGUUGAGAUGGUUCUGAAGUUAAUUGCCUUCAAACCCAAGGGUUACUUUAGUGAUCCUUGGAAUAUUUUUGACUUCCUCAUCGUAAUUGGCAGCAUUAUAGACGUCAUUCUCAGUGAAACUAAUAACACAGAGGACAACUCUCGCAUCUCAAUCACCUUUUUCCGACUCUUCCGUGUGAUGCGUCUGGUGAAGCUCUUGAGUCGAGGGGAGGGCAUCCGCACGCUGCUCUGGACGUUCAUCAAGUCUUUCCAGGCUCUCCCCUAUGUGGCUCUAUUAAUAGUGAUGCUGUUUUUUAUCUACGCCGUGAUUGGAAUGCAGGUGUUUGGUAAAAUUGCACUAAAUGAUACUACAGAAAUCAAUCGGAACAACAACUUUCAAACAUUUCCCCAAGCUGUGCUCCUGCUUUUCAGAUGUGCUACUGGUGAAGCUUGGCAGGAAAUCAUGCUGGCAUGUCUACCUGAUAAGAAGUGUGACCCUGAUUCUGUGGAACCAAACAGUACUACUGAAGGUGAACAUCCCUGCGGGAGCAGCUUUGCUGUGUUUUAUUUCAUCAGUUUCUACAUGCUUUGUGCCUUUCUAAUCAUUAACCUUUUUGUUGCCGUUAUCAUGGAUAAUUUUGAUUACCUAACCCGUGAUUGGUCCAUUCUGGGUCCCCAUCAUCUGGAUGAGUUUAAACGGAUUUGGGCAGAGUAUGAUCCUGAAGCCAAAGGACGUAUCAAACAUCUAGAUGUCGUAACGCUCCUGCGUCGGAUACAACCUCCUUUGGGUUUUGGAAAGCUCUGUCCUCACAGGGUAGCUUGCAAGCGUCUUGUCUCUAUGAAUAUGCCAUUGAAUAGUGAUGGAACUGUUAUGUUUAAUGCAACUUUAUUUGCACUAGUAAGAACAGCACUAAGAAUCAAAACAGAAGGUAAUUUGGAACAAGCCAAUGAGGAGUUGCGUGCAAUCAUUAAGAAAAUCUGGAAGCGCACUAGCAUGAAAUUGUUGGAUCAGGUUGUACCCCCAGCAGGAGAUGAUGAGGUUACAGUUGGAAAAUUCUAUGCCACAUUCCUGAUUCAAGAGUAUUUCCGGAAAUUCAAAAAACGCAAAGAACAGGGUCUCGUGGGCAAACCUUCACAACGUAAUGCUCUUUCUCUACAGGCUGGUCUGCGCACAUUACAUGACAUUGGACCAGAGAUUCGAAGGGCAAUAUCUGGAGACUUAACAGCAGAAGAGGAAUUAGACAAGGCCAUGAAAGAAGCUGUUUCUGCUGCUUCUGAAGAUGAUAUUUUCAGGAGAGCUGGUGGUUUGUUUGGAAAUCAUGUCAGCUAUUACCAAAGUGAUGGCAGAAGCUCAUUCCCUCAGACAUUCACUACUCAGCGCCCUUUGCACAUCAACAGAUCUAGCAACAACCAAGGAGAUACUGAAUCCCCAUCCCAUGAGAAGCUUGUUGAUUCCACCUUCACGCCAAGUAGUUACUCCUCAUCAGGUUCCAAUGCUAACAUCAAUAAUGCCAACAAUACUGCCUUGAGUCGCUUUUCUAAUCCACCAAGCUAUUCCAACAUCGUCAGCACCGUGGACAGCUACAGCACCCCUUCCUCCACCACUGUACGGAUCCAGGAAGUUCCUUGGAAGUUCAGUUGCAAAAGAUCCUAUUCCAGAGACAGCCAAGUAGCAAUUGUUAGUGAAGAGGAAGCUCCUCAGGAGGAAGAAACAUACAGUGAGCAAUUAAAUGAAGAAAUGGAAUAUUGUAGUGAACCAAAUUUAUUAUCACCUGAAAUGUUAUCAUACCAAGAUGAUGAACACAGACAGCUAACUCUCCCAGAAAGCAAAGAAGACAUCCAGCCACCUCCAAAGAUUGGAUUUCUACAUUCCUCAUCACUAAGUCGAAGAGCAUCCUUCCAUCUGGAGUGUCUAAAGAGACAGAGAAAUCAGAUUGCAGGUGUUCCCCAGAAAACAAUAUUACCUUUGCAUCUAGUACAUCGCCAGGCACUAGCAGUUGCAGAUCGGACUCCUCUUCAAAGUAGUCAUUCAUCAAUUAGAUCUUCUCGACCCUGUUCCACACCCUCUGCAACACAUUGUACACAAGACUGGCCACAACAACACGAUAAAGGAUUGUGGCCUGAUAAGGAGGAAUCCAAUGAGAAACUCAAUAAUAGCUUCCCAUCAAUAUACUGCAGCUCCUCAUAUUGUGAUAGCACCAGCUCUAGCAGCACCCGAAAAGCCAGGCCAGUCUCCCUUAUAGUUCCCAGUCAGACAAGAGAGUGUGGCAGGCAAUUCCACGGUAGUGCCAACAGCCUUGUUGAAGCGGUCUUGAUUUCGGAAGGACUGAUGCAGUUUGCUCAAGAUCCAAAGUUCAUUGAGGUUACCACCCAAGAACUAGCUGAUGCCUGUGACUUGACAAUAGAAGAGAUGGAGAAUGCUGCGGACAACAUUCUCAAUGGUAACAGCAAACCAAGCCCCAAUGGCAACCUCUUGCCUUUUGUUAACUGCAGGGACCCAGGGCAGGACUGUAUGGGCGAAGAAACAGAAGCAGCCCAAAACCCAGAUUCUAGGAAAAGUCCAGAGGAAUCUAAGGAUACCAGGAUUUAUAUCAGCAGCCUGUAGUUGCUGAAGCUGAAAGUGAUGCUGGUUUUUUAAUUUGUUUCAAUGUUCCUAAUGGGUUUGUUUCAGAAGUGCCUCACUGUUCUCGUGACCAGGAGUAACCAGAACAGCAUUCUUCAUUUAUUUCUGUCGGGAAGAAUUGCAGAGUUGGGUGGUAUAAAAGAGCUUUUCAGGAGUGAAUAUGGAACCCCAGCAUGUGUCCGUGAAGGAAGAAUCAGGAGAAAUAAAAGGCAGUGUGUCAGCUCCCUUCUUUUUUCAGUCCCUGCACAAGGAACAACAGCUGCUUCCUGAAUGUGAAGGAAAACCUCAACUUCCUAUGGAUGGCCGUAGCCAAAAGGACACUGUAUCAAGCGGGUGUCUUUCAAUUCUGCUUGUACAAAUAGGAAUCAUUUUGCACAUGUUCUGUAUGAGCCUCACUGUCUCCAUAAAGCCAAGACCCUUCUGAUCUACAAGUGGAAUAGACUUCUGCAACAGAUCCCACACAUUGCUGAGGAGAAGGAAGCAGAAGUUGCAAGAUAGGAGAUGCAGGUGGCAAUAUUGCAGAUGUUUCUUGAUGGAAAUGCAGAGACUCCCAGGCAGUUUUCUCUGCCAACCAAUCAGAGCUCAGGCAGUCAUCUCUGCCAAAUUGAGUUCAAGACAGAUAGCUGUGCCAAUGGCUCCAAGAGCAUGAAGCCAGCUCUGUCAAAAGGAGUUCAGGCAACCCGCCCAUUUCUAAGAGAGGUGGUGAUGGGCUUAUAUGUAGAUCUCUCCUUGUUCUUGCUAUUUAAUAUUUUCUUGAAAGCAUGUUCCAAUUUUUAUUUUUGGAUAUUUUAUUUUAUUGUAUUUUAUUUUUUAAGGGAGAGGGAUGGAGUGUUUACAGAGUUUGUAAUCACCUGCCUUUUUGUUUUCACCUUCACAAAUGUUUAACAUUGAUUUUGGUUUUUUUGGUUUUGUUUUCCUCCACUGACAUUUGGUAGAAGCUAAUGAUAUUAGGAGUUUUGCCAAUCAUAAUGUAUACCAGACUUUGUAAUUUUAUUUGAAGUAAUGAAAUUUUCCUUUUUUGUUGUUGUUUUAUAAUUUAAAGAUAGUAGGCAAUGCACUUGAUAUAAUCUUGCACAUAUGAAUGAUUGAUUUGGAUUCUUUAUAGUACUAGGUAUAUUUGCAAUGUGUGAACGAAUGAGCAGGACUGGGUGAAUGAGUGAGCAAGUGAAUACACACCUGAAAGUGUGCAACUUGAUACAGUUCUCCAUUUCCUGGUUAUAACUGAAGGAGAGCUUUAUCUGGGGUGAUUUGAGUGCAAAAAUAAAUCACUGUCUCUGCUUUUGAAAGGGGAAUCAGUAACUCUUUGCAUUUUCUGUUCCACAAGAUAUGCAAAAACAAUGCAAUAAUAUUAAUUUUGAAUAAAAUGUGUGAAUUGUGCUGGCAUUAAAACUGUAUAGAAAAACAAAACAAGGGGAUUAAAAACAAACAAAAACAACCAAGUGAGAAGGAGUUAUAUUUCAAUAUAUUCCGUGUGAUGUUUUAUUGCAUUGAUAAUGUUUCUGUUGAAGAAACCGUAAUACUUGAAUUCAGGUCAGUUUCAGUAUUUUUCAACUAUUUUUUUAAACUGAAUAGCAAUUGUGCCAAGCAAAUAUAAUAUGAAUUAAGUUUGUUUAAGGGGAAAAAAUAACAAUUCUUGUAUAUUUUGCUGCAUGUAAAGUAAAUCAUUUCGUAUUUGGAGUGUGCCAAGCUUUACCUUUGAACUUUAAGUGCUUUUCUACAUGUGGUUGGGGGAAAGGGUAUACUAUUUUUUUUCAUUUUUAAUUUGUAUAAUGAACAAAGUGUACCUAGUGCUAAGUAAUUAUCCUGCAACCCACUGAUAGGUUGAACAUUAACUGAUUUUGCAUAUCUUGUGUUCAUUUUCCUUAGUCUGCACUUUCUUAAACAUGCAUGAUAAUGAAUUGGGAAGACUAUCUUGCAUUUUGAAGCUUGGAUUCUUAUCCACUUUCUUCUUUUGCAUAGUUUCUCUCAGUGAUUCUCCUAAUUAAAAAGGUGAAUAAUUCCAUAUGCUAGGAUAAUCAAAUAUAUCCAAUCCUGUAAACUGAGCUGGCAUCAGCAACCUGGGACGGGAGUAUCUUCUUUUUAUUAUAUGCCGCAAAUAUUACAGAGAUUAUUGUUAUGACAUCAAAUAAUGAUUGUCAGCAGUUUGUUGAAUAAUUUCUAUAAAUUCAGUAGGGCAUAGUAUACCUUUAACCAAAUUUGUAUGUGUAGAGAAGCUUCACUUGUGUACCUCAGAAGUCUAGUUAAAUAUUUUUCAUGGUAAAAUAAAAGGGAAAGAAACAGAUUAAAGAAAAUAAAUAAGAAUGUAACAUUUAUUGUAACACAUGGCCAAUAUGAAACAGGAAUAUGCAUAACUAUAAAAUGAAGAAUAACAUAAUAACUGUUACAUGCCAAGAAGUAUUUAGAGAUUGUGAUUAAAAGUCUGAUAUAAGUCAAAAAUCUCAUAAUGAAUAAAUAAGACAAGAAUUUUAUAUUGUAUUAUAUGAACUGAUUGAAAAACUUAGAAUAUAAUUACCAUUUUCCAGAACUGAAUUUACAAGUCCUUAAUGAAUGAGAAUAAUUCAUAAAAUUACAAAAAACAAACACAGAAAGACCUGAUAUGGUAGCAUACAAAAAAAAAAAGGAAGAAAUGUUGACUCCUUUCAAAUAUUUAAAAACAGGCGCCAGGCGCUUCUGUAGCCUCAGUUCACAGAUUCAUACAUGCAACAAUUUAGUACUUGGAAAUGUUUGAGCAUAUCUAUUACUACCUACCUCCUGAUCAUAAGGAAAGCAUUUUGGCAUAAUUCAACAUCAACCACUUGUUUGAGAAUUAGCAGAAUAAUUUGAGUAGAUUAAUAUUGUAAUUAUAUGCUGCUCAGGAUUAAAACUAUAGACAUAGUUUGCAAUUCAAAAUUUGGAAACUCUUCUGCAGGCCCACAUGCUCAAUAUAAUAUAAUCCUCUAUACCACACAGGUCUCAAAAGGGGAGGGGGUACAUGCAUCAUGAUGUAUAUUCAUUGAUGAGGAAAACAUACAUAAAUCACAGGCCAAAGGCAAUUUGACGUAAAUAUUUCAAAUACAGUUUCUAACAGAAGCAACUUUCCUUCACAGAAGAUGAAUAGUUUUUGGAGAUGCUACUCAUAGGAAAUGUUAUUUUGCAAGAAACAAAGGUCAGUCAGUAGGAAUCCAACAUGUUAAUAAUAAUCUUUGAUUCUCUGAAUACUGAAAUUCAGAUUUCUUCUAAAUCAAGUAAAAUCUACUCUAGAGUGCUUUUUAGAGUACUCUUUAUACACCAUAUAGAGCCCCCUUCAGAAUUAUAAAGUUGAACAUUGAAAUCAUUAUAACCUUUGGUUAAUGCAGACAUCCAAAUUAAACUGUUUCAGAAAAAUGGAUGUUUUUAUUUAUCUACUGGAACACAUCCGAAGAAGCAACUAUCUUUCUGGGUAGUUGGUUUCAUCAUCAAACAGCUCUUAACAGUUAGGAUAUUCUUACUAAAAUUUAUUUUGAAUCUGUCUUCCUAUAGCUUAAAUCUAUUAUAUCAUCUGUUGCACUCUGAAAUGAGAAAACUGAUCCAGAGUUUUUUUAUGUGGUGUUCUUUCAGGUAUUUGAAGAGUGCCGUUAUAUUCCUAUUAAGUUGUUUUUUCCUAAGGCCAUCUAUAGUCCUCCACCAAUCUUUCUGAGUUACCCUAUACAAUAUUUUACUCCAAUCUGAAGGAACCACUGUUGAGUAUCAUGUUCAAGCCAGCUCUGUAUCCAUUCAUAUGCCAUCCAGCCUAAACUUAAGCCUAUAAACUUUGAUAAAUAUAUUCUGAAAUCAAAAUACAUUAUUCUCAUAAUCUGACAUAUUCAUUUUACCAUUUGUUUCUAAAUGAUAGUACAUUUAGAAGUGUGAAAGCAUAUCAGUUUACUGAGAUUUCUUUAAACGGCAGUCUUUCAAAAAUAUCCUACAAUAAAUAAUUUUAGAUACUUAGCAUCAAUGUGCCAUACUACACAUCUUUUUCUAUCUUCACAGUACAAAACUAAAUUUCUUCUACUAUAUUAAAGUAGUAGAAUCUGAACAUUCCUUUUCUUUUCUUUUCUGCAAUGUACCUAUUCUUUUUCUUUAGGGUACUUAUACUCCGUUCUUCAAAGUCAAACAAACCCUACCUUUACUAUGAGCAUAAUAGUCAUUAAUUUAGCUAUUGAAAGUUUCAAAAGCCCUGCAAAAUGUUUUUAAAUAUCCAAAACAUUCAUAAUUAUUGAUAACUCUUGCACUAAAAUCUUUGUGCAUGUUAAUCAUAAAAUAGUUUCCCUGAACUAUCAGUCAAUAAAUAUAUUGCCUAUAACACAAAGAUACAAAAUCUGCCUGAGUAUUAAAUUCCUUCUUUCCUUCUAGUUAUUUGUCUAGUUUUCCCCUUGAUAUCAUCAUGGGGGGCUAGUUCAUAUCAGCAUCUUGAUUACUAGGUUGCAGUGCCUUGGAGUAAAUUCAAACUUAAUGAGAAAUACUUCUAAAUACAACUGUGCUAUUUGUAAUUUUGACCUUGGGUAAAGAAAUUGCAAAAGCAUAUGAGCCAAAGCAGACAUGUUCUUGUGGGUUAAUUUAAAUUGCUGACUUUUGGCUAUAAUAAAGAAUUCCACAAGCACCCACUAACUGAGAGAAUUAAUUUAUUGUUCAACUACAAUAGAUGAAACAUCACAACUUCACAAAGUAAAAGAAGUAAAACUUCACAUUAUCUAAAGCUCAAAGAUACAUUACAUUGUGUAGAAUAUGAACAAUAUGAAUCUCAAGACCAAAUGCUAUGAAUCUACAAUAUGGCUUAUUGUAGAUUUUUAUUGAAUAUAAUAUUCCCAUAGAAGCAUACUGUAGGGCUAGAAAAGGUUAAUGUUUGUGUACAAAUUUAUUUCAGAUCAUCAUGAACUUUUCCCAAAUUUUCUGGGGCUUUUAAUAUUGCAUUGAUAGCAUAUUAAAAAAUCUCUAUUGCUACUUAGAUAUCUCAGAAACAGCUUAAAGUUUUUCACCAGAAUUAGUUCACAUUAAUUAGUUCAAUUGUAUAAGCACUCAAUUGGCAAGAAAUUGUAAUAUAUACACAUAUAUUAACGCAUAGUAUAUAAUGCAUAGUAUAUGCAUUAGUCCUAAAAUGUAUACUAAUCCUCAUUCCCAAUAUAAAUAUAUAUUACAAAUUCUGAUGAACAAGGAAAAAGAUUAAAAACAACUAGCUGAAUUAUUUUUUACCAGCUGUGAAAAGGGUUAAAAUAUGCAAUUACAAAAUUAUUACUUGUGAUAACGUUCUGUUUACCAACAUCAAGAUGUUUUCAGGUCAAGCUCAGCUACUGGUGACUUACAUGGAUACACACAUAUUUUUAUGUGAUAAGCAAGUGGUUUGCCAAUGCCUUCUUUCAAGAAUAUUUUUAACUUCCCAGUAAUACUUCCAAGGUUUUCCUCCUUAGCUUCCUAGAUCAGUCAAGGUCAGCUAGGUGUUGCCAGGAUCUUUUAUUUACAAAAUUGAAAUCCACAGGUAGCAUAGUACCAGUGUAACUGGUCAUAUAUGGUGCUAGUUCCUUAUCUCCUGUGGUAUAUAAGCACCUUUUGCCCAGUCUUUGCAAAUGCCAAAUUGCUUUAUUUACUUGGUAUAAGAAUAAAAUUAUGACAUUGCACAUUCAGGUAAAACAUAGCUGCAAUAAGUGAUGGCAUAAGUAACGACUAUUGAACAGUGCCAGAUCUAUACAAAAAGAAUAAAGAAGCAUAUUCUCCAGAUGAUAGUGAAGAAUAUGUCAUUUAUGAAUUGAUCAAAAGGAAUAAUUUCUAUACUGAUCGAGUAGCAUAGGGUCUAUUUAUAUCGCCAAUUUCUGCAUAUUUGCUAAGGCUCUUAUCUGAACUAUUCAUUUGUGUAUAUUCUCUAAUAUACGAAUAUGCAUAAUGAUUUUUAUGCAAGUUACAGUCAAAAUAAGUGAUAACAUUCCAAAAGCCUAGGGAAGAGCAUUAAUAAACUCUUUACAUAAGGUACGGUGCUUAUUUUGUGCUUAUGUAAAAAAAAAAAAGAACUAUGAGAGCUCAAAGAUCUGAAAAGGGAUAAUAUUUAGGGUAAGUUAUUUUGCCAUGAUUAUGCAUUUGGGAUAUUAGUUACAUCUCCAAUUAAAGAAAAACAAUUCAAUACUCAGCUUGGUAGCAACACUUGGUUCAUUUCUGAAAAUUAUCAGUAUAUAUGAACACUAACAUAUUAGUCCCAAUUUGUACCCUUUCAGAUAUUGAUCAGUAAAAAUAAAACUGUAUCCUGUAUCUAAAUAAGAAAUUGGUGGAUAAAAGGGAAGUUUGCUGGUGCCAGCACAUUUUGCUGGUGGGUAGUUGGCAGUUCAGCUCACAUGGCUGUAAUUUAGAAAGAGAGAAACUUCAAAUGGGUAUGAGCAAAGAGCUACUGCCUCCUUUAAGCGGGGCAAAGUUUGGGGCACAGUAGAAAAAAAGAUUUGACUUUAUAACAUGUUCUCUUUUCCCUUCGUAUUGAGCUUAUAUGCUGGAUACAAUCAUUGCACUGCAGCUGGAAGCUUUACAGAAUCUAAAGACUGGGCUGUUUCUUAGAAGGGAAAAUGCAAGCAUCACUCUUGAGUUUGUCUACUUGUGCAACAACUAAAGACAUUGAUUGCAAAUACCAAGAUUUCCAUCUUCCCCAGCCAGCUUGGUAAUUCCACCAGAUCAAUUAUUUUGGAUCUAUUUUUCUUUUUCUUCCUUCUGCUGUAUGAUUUAAAUGAUGGGAGGGAACAGGGAUUAAUGAUCCAGAGCAGGAGUUCCCUUAGCCCCAGAAUUUCUCUGCAUCGUCUACCUCUUCAGGUGAACACACAUGAUGAAGAAGUUUCUGAUUAUGAUGAUGCAGAUACUGCUGCUACUGCAAGGGAUCCAAUCUGCUUUAUUAACCAAACUCCCACUGUCUGAGGAAGCAGCCAAAGGAGCACUAUGUACAGGAUUGCAUCUAUUCUGGUUUGUUUUCUACCCCUGGCCCCAUAUCAUUGAUGACUAUGAAGACAACAACAAAAAAGGGCAAAUGCAUUUUUUUACAUUUCUUGAUAAUUUUCAAAGCAAUGUAUCAUUGCUUUCUUUAAAUUGAUGCCAAUAUAACAAUUGUAUGGGUCUCAGCCAGCCUCCUGUGUCUUUUUCUGACUUAGAGUUUGAGAUCUUUCUGUGAAAAAUUCAUAUUUAUCUACAAAUAUAAUUUGACAACCCAGAAGAAACUUUUAGAUAAUACAAACUCCACUAACUGAUCAGAGUUACUAAGAUAAAUCAAAGUUUCUUAGAUACUUACUUAAAAAUCAACACACACUAUCCUCUAACGCCCUCGUAUAUGAACCAUGUUCUACACUGCUUUCUAUAUAUUUGUGUUAAAAGAUUAAAAUAUGUGUGUGUAUACACACACACACAAAGAAUAAGAUUUUUCAUUAAAAAAACUAUGAAACAAUUAUGGAACUGAACAACUGAGCCUAUUACACAUGAAUGACUAUAUUUCACAAUUAAAAUAAUAUUUUACAAUGUCUAGAAAACAGAUUAUAGUUUAAUAUUUAUAUAGGCCUUCAAAAUCCUUUUGCAGAAAAAGAUGAGAUGCUAACAGAAAUGUAUAUAGGGAACUGUUACAAGAAUAGAGAACAUUAACUAUUGAUCUAAUAGGCAUUGCAAGCCAUGGUAACCAAAGGUAUUUAUUGCAUGAAGGGAUAUAAAAUUAUAAUCAGAAUUAUAUUUCUGGAAGGUACUUCUAUUAUUAUUUGUUCAAUAGAAAUCAGGAAAUGUAAGUGGUAGGGAGAGGUCUGGGAUCAAAAAUAUAUUGGUGCUGCUAUCAUGACUGCUGACUGCCGACUGUCAGCAUUUCAAAUCUCACUGGCUCAAGGUUGACUCAAGGUUGACACAGACUUCCAUUUUUCCGAGGUCGGUAAAAUGAGGACUCAAAUUGUUGGGGGCAAUACGCUGACUCUGUAAACUGCUUAGAUAGGGCUGUAAAGCACUGUGAAGCGAUAUAUAAAUCUAAGUGCUAUUGCUAAAUGAUAUAAUGAAACAAUAUUCUGGAUUAAAUUAGGGUUUCAAAAUACAGUACAUAAGGUUACUGAAUAUCUUACAAUUUCCUAUACCAAAAUUGACUGGAUAUAGUCACCUUUAACUUACAAUGGAAAAGAAAUUUAUCCACAUUUUAUGUAUUGAUACAUGUUACAAGUCUGAAAUAUGAUAAAAAUCAAGAGUUCAUGAACACAUGAGAUUGGAUCAGAUCCCCUUCUUCCUCUGAAAUGACUGCUGCACAGAGAAAUAUGGAAGGGAGAAUGAUAAUGUAACCUAAACACAAAGACAGAUAUUUUUUCAGAGAAACUGGCUCCUGGUUUAGCAUAUGCUACAGGGACUACAGCACACAGUAUGUCUUUACAUGCGGCUUAUCCUGUACCAUAUCAAAUAGUGCAGGUUGAUGAAUAGCCAACUCUGAAAAAUCAGUCCUGCUCCUAUUACAGUAACGCUGACAAGAUGUUGUACAAGAUCAGGUGUAAUAGCACACCCCCAAAGUACCAAAGAGUGGAGAAUUUCUUUAAAAACAAAAGUUAUUUCUUUUCUUAUAUUCACCAUUCAGGCUGCUCCCUCUCCCCACUUUUAUCACUGUCUAGGUUUAACUACUGGUAUUUCUAAACUAGGUUUUUUUUUAAAUCCCAUUUAUUCAGCACUUGUUCAGAAAGUUUUGGAGUCUAAUAUCAAUAAUGCCAUUUUGAAAUGGUUUUAUUGUCAGAAAAUAGGAAAACCACCAGAUUCAGCAGACACAGAAUUUUCAAAUUAUUUGCUCAUAUCUAGCAGUCAUCAGAUUUCUGGUAGAUUUCAGAUUUCAUUAGAUCUGGUAGUCCUAUCAGAUAACUUCCUCUCCCAAACUCUUAACUAAUGACUAUUAAGACUACCAGGCACUUUCUAUCAUAAUCUUCUGCCAAAAUCAAGUUGAAAGUGGAGAUUAGUACAGAAAAAGAGCCUAGUUGAGAUAUAUAUGCUGGUUAUUCCAUUUAAUAAUAUUUAAAACUGAAAUCAAAUAAGUUAUUUCACCUCAGCUUCUUACAUCACUGUAUAGAUUUUAACAUGCUGUUUCACUAUCUUGUGCUAUAGGCAUGCACAUUCUUUGUUACAUUUUGUACUACCAAUACUCAAAAAUACCAUUCAAAUCAUGCUAUUGGUAUGAAUUUACUAAUUUAUUGAAUCCCCCUUCCUACUUUGAAUUAAGCAUGUAAAUCUAGAUAAAACAAAUUAUUCAUUAUGACAGAAAAUGCAUUAAUUAUUCAAAAAUAAUCUUCCUAAACGGCUUACAAACUUAAAUCUCCACUUAAAAAUGAAAAUAGUUACGUUUUUGAAGAUAAUAAAAUAAAUAAAAAAGCUGAUUUUUAUAUGUAUUUGGCCCAAGUACUUAUUAAGAAGAAAAUUUAGAUCAGUAAUGUAUACUUCCAGCACAGACAAGCCAUUCCAGCUUAUUAAAAACAAAAAACCUAUUGAGGUAUAGAAUUCUCACAGAUUUUAAUAAUGAAAUAAAAAUAAAAAGACCAAGCUGACAAAAAGAAGAAAGAAGCAUGUAAACAUCUGAAUUGUAGACAAAGCAAACUCUGUCCCCUUGAGAUCCUAGCAUGUGCUUUCCAAUACUGCUUUUCCCUUUUCCACCUACUUCUGCUCACAGCAGACAAUCUAUAUUAUUUCUCUGCUUCUGGUGACAAUUUAUUUCGGACAGGCAUUUCACAGUUGCAGGGGCUAAAUACAGAAUCCUACAACCCAGAAAAACCUAUUGAAGAACCGUCUAGAAUAUUUAUUUAUAUAUUUAAUUGCUGGCUUACUUAUUAAUUAUAGUGGGCACAUAUGUGCUAUGGACCAAAGCUGCAGAUGAACAAAUCUCACAUUUUCAUUUUUCAAUCACUAGAGAAGAUUUAUCAUCUUACAUCAUUGCUGACUGAUAAAUGGAUGUGAGACCAAUUCCAAAAUGAAAAAAAAAAUAAAAAAAUCCUCCAAUUACAUUUUCUGAGAACUUUUACUAUAAAUUGAACUAUAAAUUGUUCCCAGGCAAACUAGUUAGCUACAACUGCUAAUGUUGUAGUCCAAUUAGAAACAACUUCCAUAAAAUAUUUAGAUGGGAAGGCAAAACCCAAGGCUGCCCAUUUCCUCUCUAUGUGUAACUGAAUGUGUAUGGUUGACCAAGAUACACAAAUAGGUCCUCUUCUCCCAUAACUUUGUUAGGCAUACUUGCAGGGGUGGGUUCUACUUAUCUUUACUACUGCUUCGCAACCCAGAGCGCACACAUGCACAGAUUGUCAAUUAUGACCUCCAGGCGGGUAGGCAGAGCCUCCCACCACUUUUACUACCGGUUCGCAAGAACUGGUCAGAACCAGGAGCAACUCACCACUGCAUACUUGGCAAUCAAAGCCUAUAACCAUUCCAGAACUUUUUGGAAAAGGACAAAAAAAGGAUCUGUUUGUUGUCUUCCAGAUCCCUAAAAGUGGAGAAGUGGGCUGAGGGCAAACAGGCUCUGGAGAACAGUGAAAAAAACAUAGUGGUAACUUCUCUGAAUGAUUAAAACGUGGCCAAAUAGAAGUUUGCUUGUGUUCUCUUUUCUCCCUGUGCAUGCAAAAUUAAACAUAUAUUUUUUCUGACUUUAUUCAUUACACUUUAAUUAUGUUCCUCCAAGAAACUCAAGAAGAUGUGCAUGAUCAUAUCCUUAAAUAUAAUUAAGUUGUUUUCAUUCCCCUUUUUUGCCUUAAUUUCCUAUCUCUUCUCUGGACAUAGUUCUAAUAUAAGUACCUGGGCAAUUCAAAAUGUUCAUGACUUAGUGUUUGCACUAGCUUAACCAGAAUCAAAGGCUUAAAAACAACAAGCACAAUACAAAAUAGAUCUCAGCUUCCUUUUCAGUGUAUAUACCAUGGAUCUAUUCCAAGAAAAUCCUCAUAUUACAUUAAACAAUUAGACUAAUAAUGUGGUCUUCUAUUUUAGGACAAUUUGAAGUUCUUGACCCAUUGUUAUCAAUAAGCUAUCAUUUUGUAAAUUUAUGUCAAUAGGGGCAAGUUGAUAAAACAAUAUUUAUUUUAUUAAUCUUCUAUAUUACAACUACAUUAGAAUUAGAAUAACUGAAUUCUUCCAACUAGUUCCUAUAACAUUACUGGAUAAAAGGUGUCCUACAAGGCCUGUACAUCUAAAAAAGAAAACAUUUCUAGAUUCUAUAAUUAUGAAUUUGAGAUUCAUACAUAAAUAAGGCAUAUUAUAACCUCACAUACCCAGAGCUUCCAUAUCAACAUUCUUCCAUAAAAUAAACAUGCUGCAUGUCUCUACCAAUAGAUAUUUUAAUAUUUAUAAUACUAUCUCUAUGUCAAAGAUGCCUCUAUUGCAGAUAUGUUUGAUUAUCUCAAAGUGUCUGGAUGAUGAGGCUACCUUGUGCCUUUCUUCAAUAUGUAUGUAUAGAGGAUGGGAAGAUUUAUUCCUAAAUGAAUGUAAUUUAGAAAGAUAAGAAUUUUUGAAAUAACAAUUUAUGUAAUUUUACUUUAAAAACUACAUAAUGUAGGGUAUUAUACCUAUAGAUCACUGUCUCUGAUUUCAGCUUAGCACAGUACAGGAAGAGCCAUAUUUAUCCUUACCCCAUUAAGCUAAGAGAGUUGAUCCUGAAAAAAAAUAUUAGCCACCUUUUCUAAUUUCAUUGUAAGGUAGGCUGGAGAAUAAUUUUGAAGGUCUGCCUUUCGGACCAUCAGUUAUAAAUAUUUAUUUACAUGAUACAGCCUUUUGCAUGUAGUUUUUUCUCAGUGUCUGGAUUUGUGAAUUAACUGGAUUCUCAAAAUGUAAGUCAGUUAAGAGAUAUAUGUCUAUUCCACAUUUCCCUUUUCUCUAACCUGAAAUGCUCAUACUGUUUUAGAGAUGUGCCCAGGUAUAACUGUUUACCACACAUACAAUUUCAGAAUUUUAAAGAACUUAACUGAAAUCAAGAAGGCUGCACUGCCCAUGUAAAAUAAAAGUGUAUACUUUGUAACCAUGCAAUCCUGCCAUAGGUGAAAAACAAAGUCUCACCCUCUUUUCAAAUAUUUUAAAUAAACAGAAUUAAUUGUUAAGAAGUGAGCCAGAGAAUUGCCUUGGUGUGAGACAAAUGUAUAUAUCUGUAAGACUGCAUUUUUAUUUAAGGAAUUAUGUUAUUUUAAAAAUUACUAAUAAAUUUUUUAACUAUGUCAUUAUUGGUUUAUCCUAACCGUUUCUAAAUAUAAUCUUUCCUCUUGGAAUCUACUGCAAACUGACCAAUUUGCCUGAUAUUGUCACCUAUUUAUAAACGUAUUCACCCCACUCUUAUCUAUAAUAGUCCCAUCAAUGCAAACAGAAUCAG